Messenger RNA from Saxophila tyrrhenica, 1410 nucleotides. RefSeq lists its product as uncharacterized. The coding region runs from base 1 to 1410 and encodes 469 amino acids. The transcript has 2 exons. The record is from RefSeq and is a predicted model, not a curated record. NCBI's taxonomy places the organism in Eukaryota, Fungi, Ascomycota, Dothideomycetes, Mycosphaerellales, Extremaceae.
AUGCAGUACUCUACUUUCUUCGCUGCGUUCGCAACUACCGCCUUGGUUGGCGCACAACCACUCAAGGCCCUCACGGAGGCCGGGAAGGCCGCUCCUACUGCCCAGGCCCUGGAGAAGCGCAACCACUGUCCCCACGAGGACCACGUAAUGGGUUGUACCACCCCUGAGACGACUGCUGAAGACGUUUCUUCGAUCUCGUCCACCAUGGUUGUCGCCAGCCCGAGUGCCAGCCCGAGCCCUACUACGACCGCCUGCAGACCCUGGAUUGGGAUUUUGAACCAAUCGCCUGGCGAUGAUGAGGAGUGGACCGAGCCGUUCAUCAGGACCAUGUGCCCCGGAAUCGGUACUAAGUGUAUUGUCGACAUGCCAACCGUCACCGUGACAGCCACUCCUGCGCCCACCGAGGCCUCUCCAGCCGGGGACGAUUAUUCCGCCGCGGACGAUUAUCCUGCCGGGGGCUACUAUUCCCGCGGUGUCUAUGUGACCAAAGGCGACUCCAACGAGUGGCCCCAUAAGAAGCGAGAGGCUGGGGACGUCGCAGCCUGGCCAUUCAGCCCCGAGAUCGCUCACUUCCUGCCCGGCAGGCCCCAGACGACGUCCCGUCCCCCCCGUACCUGGAUCUGGAUGCCGUAUAGCUACAACCCCGAGACCUUCACCACCCUCACUCUCACGAAACGUGAGGAGGCCGGCGCACCAGCACGGACCGUCGAUGCCCUACCUACUGGUGCGGACGCAUCCUCCACACAGCCCGAGGCCGUACUGUUCACUUUCGACGCCCGACCCACUGGUACGGACGCAUCUCCCACGGAGCCCGAGGCCACACUGUUGUUCACUUCCGAAUUCAAUCCAGGCCAGGAAUCCGAUGAAGCCGUCCCUGAGCUGGAGCCCACACCUCUCACUUCCGAAUCCGAGCCAGUCCAGGCAUACCACUCAGCCACCGCUGAGCCGCAUCCCGCACUGUCCACUCUCGAAUACAGCCCAUUCGCAAUCGCCGAGUCCGACGGAGCCAUCGAGAAGCGCGACACCUACGAGCAACUCUUGACCAACUGCCCUACAUACGGCACGAGGUAUCUGUACCGCGAAAAGGACUUCUGCCCGUACAGCCUCGAGCAAGCCCAUCGGUAUCUGAAGUACCAUUCGGGUUUGGGCAUUAAGCUCAGAAACCUGCCCUGUAUUCCGCAGGGGUGUGAGGCGCUGUUGCCGGCGGGGACGAGGGUGCAGACCAAGGGCAGCGUAAUUAUUACCAGGGACGCAGUGAGCGGAGGGGACGAGAAUGAGCCGUUCGAGGGUGCGCAGCUCAGCUGCUACUACGGGCCUCACGGUGAGAGGACGAUGUGUGCUUCGAUGAUGGGUUGCGCUCCGGACAUUUUGGGUCAAUGCGAGGAGUCUGAGGAUCAGCGGGAGGAGUGA